CCUAUAGUGGUAAAAUGCCUCUAACAUCAACUCAAAUUAUACCCCCAAAACCUUAUCCAACUUUUCCAUGACAAUCAUCACACUCUCCUUCCCUUCCACAAACCCCUCCUUCUUCUCUUCCUCUCCAAAACCAUUCAAAUUCAAACCCAAAUCCUCUCCACAACUUUCACCCACUCCCUCUUCACUACCCAAAACAGGUAAAGUCAUUAUAAUUGGCGCCGGCCUCGCCGGCUUAGCCGCUGCCACCCACCUCAACUCCCAAAACAUCCCUUUCCUCCUCCUCGAAUCCUCCAACGCCGUCGGUGGCCGUGUCCGCACCGACAUUGUCGAAGGCUUCCGCCUCGACCGCGGCUUCCAAAUCUUCAUCACCGCUUAUCCAGAAGCCCAAAAACUCCUCAAUUACCAAUCCUUAAACCUCCAGAAAUUCUACUCCGGAGCUAAAAUCUUCUACGACGGCAAAUUCCACACCGUCGCCGAUCCACUUCGCCACUUCUUCGAUUCAGCAAAAUCACUCACUAACCCCAUCGGUUCCAUCUACGACAAACUUCUAAUCGGAACCACCAGAAUCGGCGUCCUCACAAAAUCAGAUGAACAAAUUCUUACAUCAGAAGAACUCUCUACAAUUGACUUGCUAAAGAAGCUAGGGUUUUCCAAUUCCAUUAUCACAAGAUUCUUCCGGCCUUUUUUCGGCGGAAUCUUCUUCGAUCCAGAGCUCGAAACAACUUCAAGACUAUUCGAUUUCAUCUUCAAGUGUCUCGCACUCGGUGAAAAUACUCUCCCGGCGAACGGUAUAUCGGCGAUUCCUGAACAGUUAGCGGCGAGGUUGCCGUCAGAUUCAAUCUUGCUAAACACGGAAGCAGUUUCCAUUGAUUUCGGUGGCUCUGAAUCGCCACGCGUGAGGUUGAAAAACGGCGACGUUUUGAACAGCGAGUUAGGAGUGAUCGUGGCCGUUGAAGAACCGGCUUUGGUGAAACUAUUGGCGGGGAGAAAAAACCCGGUUGUUAAAAAACCGGUUCGUAGUACAGUUUGUUUAUAUUUUACUGCGGAACCGGAUUAUAUCCCGGUUCGUGAUCCGGUUCUGUUUCUGAAUGGUUCGGGUAAGGGAAUAGUGAAUAACAUGUUUUUUGUUACGAAUGUAGCUCCUUCAUAUGGUCCACCAAACAAGGCAUUGGUUUCGGUUUCAUUGAUUGGGUUAUUUGAGGGUGAACCGGAUGAUGAGUUAGUGGGAAAAGUGGUUCAAGAACUUUCGGGUUGGUUUGGAGAUAGAAUGGUGAAAGAAUGGAAGCAUUUGAGGACUUAUAGAAUUGAGUAUGCACAACCGAAUCAGUGUCCACCCACGAAUUUGAAGAAAAACCCGAAUGUUGAACCGGGUUUGUAUUUGUGUGGUGAUUAUUUGACUUCAGCUACUUUUGAUGGUGCUUUGGUAUCUGGGAGGAGAGCAGCUGAAUCACUCUUAAAGGAUAGAGCCUUCAUUGGCUGAUGCUUCAUGAGUUAAUUACUUGUCACUUUUGGAGAAUUCUUUUCUUAUUCUUUGUUUACAUUGCAAUUGCAUGAAAAAUGUAACCUUUUGUGAUAAAAAAAAAAAAGAAAAACUAUAUAUAUAUAGCUUACAACAUAAAAAAAAGCACAUAUGGUAUAUCAAUAAUAUCGUAGAAUAUUCAAUUAGGAUAUAUUUGAUAGAGGUCUGGAUCUGAUGGAGAUUUAAUUUUUGGAGGGUUUUAGGGGAGAAGAUUUUGAAGAGUUGUGUUUAUAUUUUGAAAUAUGUUUGAUAUUUUUAAAAGAGAGGGUUAUAUUGACUUCAAGAGUAAGGCUCUGUUUGGUAAAACUAGCUGAAAGCUGGUAGCUUUUAGCUGGUAGCUGAUAGCUUUUAGCUGGUAGCUGGUAGCUGAUAGCUGGUAGCUGAUAGUUGAUAAGCUAAUGUGAGUGUUUCGUAAAUUAGCUGUUUCAUUAGCUGGUAGAUACAAAAUGACAUUAAUGACAUUUUAAUUAAUGAGGGUAGUAAUAUAUUUUAGUUAAAAUAAUAAGGGUAUUAAUGGAAGAAAAACUCACAAGCUAAAAGCUACAAGCUCAAAAGCUACUUCAAAUAGCUUUUGAAAAAAAAGCUAAAAGCUAGUAAAAAAGCUACAAGCUAAAAGCUAAAAUAGAGUUACCAAACAGAGCUUUUUU
Messenger RNA from Vicia villosa (hairy vetch), 2166 nucleotides. RefSeq lists its product as uncharacterized. The record is from RefSeq and is a predicted model, not a curated record. Gene Ontology annotation, molecular function: oxidoreductase activity. Bases 68 to 1480 code for a protein of 470 amino acids. The transcript has a single exon. NCBI's taxonomy places the organism in Eukaryota, Viridiplantae, Streptophyta, Magnoliopsida, Fabales, Fabaceae.